Musa acuminata subsp. malaccensis (wild Malaysian banana) is the source of this 1911-nucleotide messenger RNA. Lineage: Eukaryota; Viridiplantae; Streptophyta; Magnoliopsida; Zingiberales; Musaceae. The record is from RefSeq and is a predicted model, not a curated record.
CAGGAAUGUCUUGGCAGACGUAUAGCCGACGACACCCUAUCCACCGCCAUAAAGCGCCCUCGGUCGAUUCCCAGCGUGUAUCUCCAUAUACGGUCGCCUUCUUCCUUGUGCCAGCAUUAGAGGUGGGAAAUGGAAAUUGUAGUUUUACCGGAGACCGCCGGAGAGGAGAGGCCUCUGUCUGAUGCGUGGGACUCCAAGGGCCGGCCCGCCAUCAAGUCCCGAACCGGCGGCUGGGUUUGCGCCGCCACCAGCUUAGUGGUGGAGAUGGGCGAGAGGCUGGCGACGCUGAGCAUCGCGGUGAACCUGGGGCCGUACCUGAGGGGCACCAUGCAUCUAGGCGGUGCCGACUCCGCGAACAUUAUCACCAAUUUCUUGGGCACGUCCUUCAUUCUAUGCCUCUUCGGUGGCUUCAUCGCCGACACCUUCCUUGGGCGGUACCUCACCAUUGCCGUCUUCACUGCUGUUCAAGCGUGUGGGGUGAUCAUCUUAACCAUAUCGACGGUGGCGCCGGGGUUGAGGCCACCGGCGUGCGCUGGCCCGUCCUCCGGGGGUUGCGUGCCUGCGAAUGGUUUGCAGAUGGGAAUGCUCUACCUGGGACUCUUCACGACGGCUCUCGGAACAGGGGGGCUCAAGUCCAGCGUGUCAGGCUUCGGCUCCGACCAGUUCGACGAGAGCGAUAGAAUCGAAAAGAAGCAGAUGAUGAAGUUCUUCCGAUAUUUCUUCUUCUUCAUAAACGUCGGAUCAAUAUUGGCCGUCACCGUGAUGGUUUACAUCCAGGACCAUUUCGGCCGCCGGUGGGGGUACGGCAUCUGCGCGGUGGCCAUCAUAGCUGGUUUGGCCUUGUUCUUGUCCAAAACCAACAGGUACCGGUUCAAGAAGCUGGUGGGGAGCCCGUUGACGCAGUUCGCCGCCGUCGUGGCCUGCGCGUGGCGGAAGAGGCGCCUCGCCUUGCCAGAGGACCCGUCCAUCCUCUAUGACAUCGACACCGGCGUCGCCCGCAAAGGGAAGAGCAAGAAGGAGAAGGUACCCCACAGCCAACAGUUCCGCUUUUUGGACCGGGCGGCAAUCAUAGAGGGAGACGCGCCGACUGAACAGAGCAAGUGGCGGCUCUCCACCUUGACGGACGUGGAGGAGGUGAAGCAAGUGAUCCGAAUGCUCCCCACCUGGGCCACCACCAUCAUGUUUUGGACCGUCUAUGCCCAGAUGACCACCUUCUCGGUGUCGCAAGCCACCACCAUGGACCGCCACAUCGGUCCCUCCUUCGAGAUCCCUGCCGGCUCCCUUACCGUCUUCUUCGUCGGCUCCAUCCUUGUUACCGUCCCCUUCUACGACCGCAUCGUCGUCCCUGUCACCAGACGAAUAACCGGGAACCCCCAAGGUCUUUCAUCGCUCCAGCGCAUCGCCGUAGGCCUCGUCUUCUCCAUCUUAGGCAUGUGCGCUGCCUCACUCACCGAGCGCAAGCGCCUCAGCACCGCCUUGGCCAACCCAACCGCCGCCGUCGUCCCCCUGGUCGUCUUCUGGCUGAUCCCUCAGUUCUUCCUGGUCGGGGCAGGCGUGGCGUUCAUGUACAUCGGUCAGCUGGACUUCUUUCUGCGGGAGUGCCCCAAGGGGAUGAAGACGAUGAGCACCGGCCUGUUCCUAAGCACGCUCUCUCUGGGCUUCUUCCUGAGCACGGCGCUGGUCACCAUAGUCCACAAGGUGACGGGUUCCGGCGGAAAGGGUGCGUGGUUGACGGACGAUCUGAACAAAGGGAAGCUGUACAAUUUCUACUGGCUUCUGGUCGCUCUGAGCACUCUGAAUCUGGUGGCGUUCGUCGCGGCGUCAAGAGGCUACGUUUACAAGGAGACUAGAACGUCCGUCGACGACGCUCAGGGUGUGGAACUUGAGCAGCAGGCUUGAUGCCAUGCAUGA